Molecule: messenger RNA, 2828 nt
Organism: Amyelois transitella
Lineage: Eukaryota; Metazoa; Arthropoda; Insecta; Lepidoptera; Pyralidae
Product: synaptic vesicle glycoprotein 2C
Exons: 12
Coding region: 344-2026 (560 amino acids)
Biological process (GO): transmembrane transport
Cellular component (GO): membrane
Molecular function (GO): transmembrane transporter activity
Source: RefSeq, a predicted model, not a curated record
CCGCUCUACAUACUACACGGUUUCGUGGUAACACCACAACUUUCGAAGUAUUAUUCUAAAUAAAAAACUAACACGACGGCCUAAAAACCUCUAUGCAGGAUUCAAGGACCGCUAGUGACGUGAAAUGGUUCCUGAAAGUGUUAUUUGACGCGCGCAUGUGUGACUGUUUGUGAUACCAAAUCUCUUGACUGAUGAUGCUCAUAUACAGAACUUUGUGCUGAACUCUGAGAUAAUUGUGCGCAUACUACAAUAUUGACGCGGCCUGCGCCGUUUGAAAAGACCAUCUCAGUGAGUUAGAGUAUUAGCGCCCGCGCAGCCAUCGACCGCCGCCUGCCCGCAUAGGAUGGUAGAAACUGACCCCGGGCCCAAGAAACCUCACAAUUGUGAUGUAAAAGGGGACAACCAGCUAAACGGACCAGGCUCCAAAAAUAUUGACCUUGGUGUCGUUCCUUCGCUGAAGACACCAGUCAAGGCUGAUCCGGAGAAGGGCUCCAAUUCGGAAAAAGCUGACUUCGAGCGAGCCAUCGAAUUAACUGGAUAUGGCCGCUUCCACUACCUGCUGCUGGCGGUCUGCGGGCUCGUCAGCACGUCGGAGGAGAUGGACGUCAUCUCCAUGUCCUUCAUCCUCCCGUCCGCGCAGUGCGACUUAGACCUCAGCACUCAGACUAAAGGAUGGCUAAACAGCAUAAUCUUCAUCGGCAUGAUGGUGGGGGCGUACGCCUGGGGCUCCGUCGCGGACUCGCUGGGCCGCAAGCGGGUGCUCAUUGCCAUCUCCGUCAUCAAUGGGCUGGCCAUCGUCUGCUCCUCAUUCAGCCAAAACUAUGAGCUGUUCAUGUUGUUCCGAUUCAUCAACGGUGCUGCGCUAGGAGGGUCGGGCCCUGUGAUCUGGUCCUACUUUGCGGAGUUCCAGCCGAAGAAGAAGCGAGGCGCCAUGUUGAGUUUCAUGGCGGCUUUCUGGACACUAGGCAACUUGUUCGUGGCCGGCCUCGCUUGGGUUAUCAUUCCUAGUGAAAUCGGCGGAGUGUCCGGUGGUUUCGUGUACAACUCGUGGCGUAUCUUCCUGCUAGUUAUGUCGCUGCCUUCCUUCCUGGUAGCGGCUCUCUUGUUUCUGCUACCAGAGUCUCCUAAGUUCCUCAUCACUACUGGACGUCAGGAGGAAGCCAUGGAAGUCUUCCGCAGUAUCUACCUCAUGAACACCGGCCGAAGCAAGGAGGAAUACCCAGUCAAGCAAAUAUUGAUAGACGAGCCGAUACACAAGAAGCCGGAGAAACAGCCCGUGGACAAGGAGCCGCAAGUCCCGAAGUCCAAGAUGAGGAGGAUGCUGAGCGAUAUAGUGGAGCACAGCAAGCAGUUGUUCGUGCCGCCAAUACUCAAGUUCACCGCGAUCUCUAUCACUAUCAACUUCACAUUCCAUAUUGGUUAUUACGGGCUUAUGAUGUGGUUCCCCGAGAUGUUCAAUCGUUUCGACGAGUGGUCUCGGACCCACGACAACGCUGAAGCGGACAUCUGCCAGGUGACGGCCUACGUCACGCAGUACGGGACGCACUCCGCCGAGCACGUGUGCGAGUCUCACAUACACUCCGAUGUGUUCAUGGAGUCCCUUAUAACGGUUUCCGCUGCGAUACCGUCGAAUAUCUUUGCCGUGUUAGGCAUGGACAGGCUUGGCAGAAAGUUCUUCUUAGUGUUUGCGACGUUCUCGGCCGGCUUGUGCUCGGCUGCGAUGUACUUCGUGUACAACAAGACCAACAACUUGAUCGUAAGCGCCAUCUUUAGCUCCGUCAUCUCUUGCGGCAACGCUUCGCUCGACUGUCUUAUCACUGAAGUCUUCCCUACUAACUUGAGAGCAACCGGAGUAGCCGUAUCUAUGGUGGCGGCUCGACUUGGCGGUAUAAUCGGUAACGUGGUGAUCGCUGCACUGCUAGACACGUACUGCCCAGCGCCGACCUUCAUCGUGGCCGUGCUGCUGGCCAGCGGCGGUCUCAUGUGCCUCUUCCUGCCCAACACCACAAGGCAAGCGUUGCAGUAAUUUCCCGCCAAAUCUCACGUCAGACGGCUACAGUACCAUAGACAAUUUUUUUCUAAUCAAUGCACAUGUAUGUUUUAUUACGCAAUUUAGAUAAGAAAAAAAUUAAUUAUUCCCUUUUCAACAUAUCCUUGGCAUAAGCAGUAGUUGACAAAGUAUGUAUCUCUUUCUGGUGCGAAUAUGUAUCUAUAAAAUCCAAGAUUGCGAAAUCUUAUGGAUGUAUUCUAACUUUGUAACACUAUUCAUAUCAUACAUGGGCUAAUUAAUUUGUAGAAAGUCUGGUAUGAGAGCGGGAAUAAAAUUACCAAAACCGCCUGACUUGUGAUCGUAAUCAAUGAUGUAACUAGUUUUUUUUCACUUUGUACAAUGUUAUAUUUAAAAGAUUAAUUUAUGAAACAAAUGAAAGUACGAAAGAUAUUAAUGUAAGUAAUAAACAAUUGACUGUUGUAGGUUGUUAUAACUUAUUUUUGUUUUGUUGAAAAAUACAAAACGGAAAUAUUGAAACGAAGUUUCCAAGCUUAGAUGAAGUAUUAUAGAAUUAAGUGUCAUUCAUUUAUUUUUGUUGUAAAGUGCAACUAUUUUCAUACUACGAAUUUAUAAAUUAGCAAUUGUUACCGUAGUGCAUAGUGUAGUUUGUAGAGAUUUAAUUUUUGCGAGUUGUGAUAUAAAUUCCUACCUAAGUGAUUGAAUGUAUAUAAUUUGAAUAUAUCGCAUUUUAUAUGUUAUCAAACCAAAUACCACAAAAUUUAUCUUCAGUUUAUGUAAAAUACCAAAAUUUUUACUAAGUAAACAAUAAUAAACUUGC